Messenger RNA from Penicillium canescens, 465 nucleotides. RefSeq names its product GFA family protein. The transcript has 2 exons. Gene Ontology annotation, molecular function: carbon-sulfur lyase activity. The record is from RefSeq and is a predicted model, not a curated record. The coding region runs from base 19 to 465 and encodes 148 amino acids. Lineage: Eukaryota; Fungi; Ascomycota; Eurotiomycetes; Eurotiales; Aspergillaceae.
GUUCAAUCUGCUCUCAGGAUGACGCCUCCUGGGAUUACAGGCAGCUGCGUCUGCGAGAGAAUUCGCUACGAACUAUCGGGACAACCAAUCGCCAACAUUAUCUGCCACUGCGACACAUGUCGCAAAAUCACCGGGUCCGUCUUCAUGGCAAAUAGCAUGUAUAUGAAAGAGAACUUCAAAAUCAUCAGCGGAGAAGACGUUCUCAAAGUCUACGACGAUAAACCAUCAGGUUCAAAGAAUACGAUUCAUCGACAUUUCUGUUCAAACUGCAGUUCGCCCAUCUACACGACUUCGACGGGGACCCCAGAGUAUGAGAAUAUGCUUACCGUCACGUCCGGCACUAUGGACCUAGGGGAGCACUCGUGGAAGCCUUCGAUGGAGUUGUUUUGUAUGAGACGACGAAGGUUUAUUCCCCCGUUUGAGGGGACGGAUCAACAUGAGAAGGGUCCUCAAGGGGGCUUCUAG